AUGCCUUUUGGAGUGACGAAUGCACCCGCUAUUUUCAUGGAUCACAUGAACCGGAUUUUCCACCCAUUUUUGGACAAAUUCGUUGUUGUGUUCAUUGAUGAUAUCCUUAUUUACUCUCAAAGUAAAAUGGAGAACGAAGAGCAUCUACGUCAAGUGCUACCAAUUCUACGUGAAAAUGAGCUGUAUGCAAACCCAUCCAAAUGCGAAUUCUGGCUAGAGAGGGUGAAUUUCUUGGGACAUGUCAUAUCAAAGGAAGGAAUUAAUGUAGAUCCAGCAAAGAUUGAAACCGUGCUCGCAUGGAAGCAGACUCAGACAGUCACUGACAUGAGAAGCUUCGUAGGAUUAGCUGGAUACUAUCGGCGAUUCAUUGAAGGAUUUGCAAAGAUAGUAGCUCCGUUGACUCAACUAACAAGAAAUGAUCAACCUUUUGCUUGGACUGAGAAAUGUGAAGCUAAUUUUCAGUUGUUCAAGAAGAAACUUACAACAUCGCCUAUCUUGAUUCUUCCACAACCUGAAGAGCCAUACUAA
Messenger RNA from Vicia villosa (hairy vetch), 528 nucleotides. RefSeq lists its product as uncharacterized. The transcript has a single exon. NCBI's taxonomy places the organism in Eukaryota, Viridiplantae, Streptophyta, Magnoliopsida, Fabales, Fabaceae. Bases 1 to 528 code for a protein of 175 amino acids. The record is from RefSeq and is a predicted model, not a curated record.